Eupeodes corollae is the source of this 890-nucleotide messenger RNA. RefSeq lists its product as uncharacterized. Lineage: Eukaryota; Metazoa; Arthropoda; Insecta; Diptera; Syrphidae. The record is from RefSeq and is a predicted model, not a curated record. The transcript is spliced from 2 exons. Bases 12 to 746 code for a protein of 244 amino acids.
UUCAUAACAAAAUGCAAACACUUCGCGAUAUCUUACAGUUUGUCAGCUUGGUGAUAUUAAUUUUGACAUGUUCGGCUUUCGAACAUAGAAAUCCUCUUGGAUUCCUUGAUUCAGCCCUAUCUGGAACAGUUGGUCUUCUUGGGAAUACUUUGCAUUCUGUGGUAACUCCAGUUGCAGCAACAGCACACAAUAAUUUUGGUGGAUCUCCUCAAGAUCACCAAAAUAACCGACCUCUAGGACAAAGAUCAGACAAUGUAGCAGGGGGUAAUGGGGCUAGUGGUGGUGGUGGUGGACUAUUGGGAGUAACAGACUUGUUAGAUAACACCCUCAAGAUGGCCACAAACUCUUUUCAAGAGAUCCCUAACAUGAUUUCCAACACUGUACAAACAGUAGCAGUUCCAAUUACAAACACUCCAGCUAGUGGAGGUCUCUUGGCAGUACCAAAUCUAUUGGAAAACACAUUAAAGACAGCAACUGAAGGGGUGAAUAACGCGGUAAAAGAUAUUCCCAAUAUGAUAACCAAUACGGUGGAAGGAGUGGCAGCUCCGAUAUCAUCAACAAUAACUGACCCGCUCGGAAUUCGUGAAUUCUUUGGCAUGAAGGGUAUUUGCGAAACAUUCAUGCAACAUGUUUGGAGUGCAUUUUCAUUUAUGGAAAAAGUUGCGGAUAAUAUGUACAAAUUAUUUAUUCAGCCACAAGUCGAUGCAUUUUCAUUUAUUGCGAAUUUAAUCCCGUUUAAAUUUUAACUUUUUGUUUAAAUAAAAUUGUAAAAUAUAGUUUCUAAGCCAAUGUGAUGGUCAUUUAUAAAAGCUUAUAACCGAGAUACAAUAUAAAAUCGAAUCUAUCUUUCUUUCCGUUUAAUAAAGUUAAAACUUUGCACAGUCUUUUUA